GUCCCCCCGCCUCCGCUCCCGGCACCCCCGGGGGUCCCUCCGCCUCACAUCUUGCCUCCGCUUCCUCCGUUCCACCCCGGCAUGUUCCCUGUCAUGCAAGUGGAUAUGAUAAGUGUAUUGGGCAACCAGUGGGGUGGCAUGCCAAUGUCCUUCCAGAUGCAAACCCAGAUGCUGAGCCGCAUGAUGCAGGCACAGAACACGUACCAGUACCCGCCGUUCAUGACGGGACGGAUGCAGUUCGUGAACCUUCCACCCUACCGCCCUUUCUCCAUGGGGUCAGCCCUUGGCCGUGGACAGCAGUGGCCACCCCUGCCCAAGUUUGACCCCUCGGUGCCACCGCCAGGCUACGAGCCGAAGAAGGAAGAUCCCCACAAGGCCACGGUGGAUGGAGUCCUCCUGGUCAUCGUGAAGGAACUGAAGGCUAUCAUGAAAAGGGACCUGAACCGGAAGAUGGUUGAAGUGGUGGCAUUUCGCGCAUUCGAUGACUGGUGGGACAAGAAGGAACGUCUGGCAAAGGCGUCUCUCACUCCAGUGAAGUCUGGAGGAGAGCUGGAGGAAAAGCCAAAGCCGAAGGAUCGGAUUGCAUCUUGUCUUUUGGAGAACUGGAACAAAGGAGAAGGCCUGGGCUAUGAGGGGAUCGGCUUGGGCAUUGGGUUACGAGGAGCCAUCCGCUUGCCGUCCUUCAAGGUGAAAAGAAAGGAGCCACCUGAAGCUGCCUCAGCAGGAGAUCAGAAGAGAAUCCGGCCUUCUACUUCUGUGGAUGAUGAAGAUGAAGAGUCGGAGAGGGACAGAGAUGCUUCCGAUACAACGUCUGAGCUGUCAAAGAAAGAUGCAGAAGCAGUGGGGCUGAGGCGGCGACCAGCAAGGCCGCUGGAGCUCGACAGCGAGGGGGAAGAGGGAGAUGAGACAUCAGAGAAAGAGGAAGAGUCCUCCUCGGAGAAGGAAGAGGAGCAGGAAGAAGAGAGGAGUUUGGUGAAAGCAACACCUGGCAAGGAGGAAGAGGAAGAUGAGGAUGAGGAUGAAGACGAUGAGGAGGAAGAUGAGGAUGAGGAUGAAGACGAGGAUGAAGAUGAUGAGGAAGAGGAGACAGGCAUAGACACAAGUGACAAGGAGGAGGAGCAGGACUCCGAGGAGGAUGUUGCAAGUCCCUCGUCUUCCAAGGCUGAAGUUGAAUCAUCCGAUGAAAGUGAGGACUCUUCUGAAUAUGAGUCGAGUUCAGACUCAGAUGAUGAAGAUGAGGAUGAUGAUGAUGAUGAAGAGGAGGAGGAGGAAGAGGAGGAGGAGGUGGCUGAAGAUCAAGACAGAGAAGCCAUGGUUGCUGAGACAGAGCUUGAACCUUCUGGUCCUGAGAUUCCCGAUGAUGAGAGGGAGACUAUUUUGGAGCUCUACCCUGUGGAUGACUACAUGGAUGCAACAGGCCUGGGGCUCGCAGAGCCAGCGUUGGCAGUGAAAGAUGAAGGCAUGGAAGAAAUCAAGACAGGGGAAGGUGAAUGUGGUGAAGUCCCAGAGGCGUCUAUUGCUGCUGAAACACUGAAACACUUGGUUAUGGAAAGAGACCAGGAGACAAAACUUGCUCUGUCUCCCAUCUGUAGGCCAGAGGAAGAGUCCGAACCCACUGCCAUGCUGGAGCCAGAGGUGCAGGAAGGUCCGAAGCCUGACUCUCAAGACGAGGAGGCGGCAGCAGCGGUGCUAUGUCUCUCUGCUCCAGCGGGAGUUUUCGGAGAGCCUCUGCCCAGCAAAAGCAGCUUCUUCAGCAAGGCUGACGACGGCAGCGUGGAAGCUCGCGUUAGAGCAAAGCUGCCCUCGGCUGCCGAGGAGGACGAGCGGCUGCCUCGUACACCAGGGCGAGAGGUGAUGAUCCAUCCGGAGACUGAUGCUCUUCUGCUUCCAGCCCACAAGGUGCCAUCUGCCGUGCUUCCCUUACCCUCGACUUCUGGUAAAGAGGAAUCCUCAGUCCCUCCAGAAAAGUUCCCUGAACAGUUAAUGGUGACCAAAACGUCCGUGGAAGAGGAGAUUCCUAGGACUCCUGGGCGGGACAUUUUGGCCAAGUCUUCACACCCCCUUGCGAAGUCUCAGAGCACGGACACUGUCCCGGCCACGCCAGGCAGCGAUGCUCCACUUACGGGAAGCAGCUUGACCCUCAGUUCCCCUCAGGUCCCAGGGAGCCCCUUUUCCUACCCAUCCCAAUCUCCCGGCAUUAACAGUGGCAUUCCUCGGACUCCGGGGAGAGAUUUCAGUUUCACGCCUACUUUCCCAGAGGCUGGUGCUACCAUUCCUUGCCUUCUGUCUGGCAAGAAACCAUCAGAGGAUGAGCUGGACGAGAAACCCUUCAAAGAGCCUCUCGGUGCUUCCCUUACAAUCGGCAUGAACAGCGUUCCUUCCCCCAUCCCCUUUGCCAGCCCCCCGCAGGCAGAUUUCCACACGGACAUGGGUUUGCCACCUGAUGAGCCAGUACCCGUAGCAGCCCUGCCGUGCAUGCGUGGAGAUGGAAGAAUGCCCGUCGAGGAAUGCAAGGCAGAAAUUAAACCUGGUUUGCUCUCACCAGAAGUACCCCCUGGUGCUUCUGUCCUUCCUCCCCCGCCACCUUCUGCUCUUCCCAAAAGAAGGCCAGGUCGGCCAAGACGGUCGCCACCUUCUGUCCUCUCCUUGGAUAUGUACUCGGGCAAAGCCAUGGAGCCUCCUCCUGUGCCGGUGACCUUGGUGGACAGUGCUGUGGGCAAAGAGCUCUUGAGUGCACAUCCCGAUGCUUUCUAUGGACCGAAAGACCCUGAAGCCGUCACCCUGGACUUCAGGAAUAAUGACGGUUUCCCCGAGAAAAUAGGAGCUGAGACAGUUUCAGAGAAACUGCCGUUUAAGGAACUAGAGAACCAGUGGAACGAAGACUUCAAGGAAGAAGAAGCUCACGCCAAGCCGAAGAGACAGUGGCGAAGGCAGAAGAAGACUUCUGAGGACCUCCCCACGAUUCCCUCCCCUGAGUAUUCCCCACCCCGGCCUCAGUUCAGGCCACGCUCCGAGUUUGAGGAAAUGACUAUUUUGUACGAUAUUUGGAAUGGAGGCAUAGACGAGGAAGACAUCAAGUUCAUGUGUAUCACGUAUGACCGCUUGCUGCAGCAAGACAACGGUAUGGACUGGCUCAACGACACCCUCUGGGUAUUCCAUCCUUCUACUAGCUUUUCUACCCCCAAGAAAAAGAAGCGGGACGAUGGGAUGCGGGAGCACGUGACGGGCUGCGCACGAAGUGAAGGCUAUUACAAAAUUGAUAAGAAGGACAAACUUAAAUACCUCAACAACAGCCGGGCUUUUGCAGAGGAGCCUCCAGCAGACACGCAGGGUAUGAGCAUCCCUGCCCAACCUCACGCUUCCACGCGGGCUGGCUCCGAGAGGCGGUCGGAGCAGCGCAGGCUCCUCUCAUCCUUCACUGGUAGCUGCGACAGCGACCUGCUCAAGUUCAACCAGCUCAAGUUCCGGAAGAAAAAACUAAAAUUCUGCAAGAGCCACAUUCACGACUGGGGCCUUUUCGCUAUGGAGCCCAUUGCAGCCGAUGAGAUGGUGAUUGAGUACGUGGGUCAGAACAUCAGGCAGGUCAUUGCCGACAUGCGUGAGAAGCGAUACGAGGAUGAAGGCAUCGGGAGCAGUUACAUGUUCAGAGUCGAUCACGACACCAUCAUCGAUGCCACGAAAUGCGGAAACUUCGCCAGGUUUAUUAAUCACAGCUGCAAUCCAAAUUGUUACGCUAAAGUGAUCACGGUGGAGUCUCAGAAGAAGAUCGUCAUCUACUCCAAGCAGCACAUCAAUGUGAAUGAGGAAAUUACCUAUGACUACAAGUUUCCCAUCGAGGAUGUAAAGAUCCCGUGUCUCUGUGGCUCUGAGAACUGCAGGGGAACCCUGAACUGAGCGCAAGGUUUCUCGUCACACUUGCACCUUCGGCCAUGUCAGAACUGUGGUAACCAGGUGUGGUUGCACUUUGCCAAAAAACAGGAGGAAAAAAAAAAAAAGGAAGAAAAAAAAAAUUUAAAAAGGAAAAAAAAAAUAUUUAAAAAAAUAAGAGAGGAAAAAAAGAGAAGAGAAAACCCAAGUU
This is a messenger RNA of Mesitornis unicolor (brown roatelo), 4078 nucleotides long. Its product is annotated as histone-lysine N-methyltransferase SETD1B. Gene Ontology annotation, molecular function: protein binding; histone H3K4 methyltransferase activity. The record is from RefSeq and is a predicted model, not a curated record. NCBI's taxonomy places the organism in Eukaryota, Metazoa, Chordata, Aves, Mesitornithiformes, Mesitornithidae. The transcript has 12 exons. The coding region runs from base 82 to 3894 and encodes 1270 amino acids. Gene Ontology annotation, cellular component: Set1C/COMPASS complex.